Molecule: messenger RNA, 2280 nt
Organism: Pocillopora meandrina
Lineage: Eukaryota; Metazoa; Cnidaria; Anthozoa; Scleractinia; Pocilloporidae
Source: the annotation of a GenBank genome assembly
AUGAAAAGAAGUAUGCUGUGGAUAUUUCGCCACUUACCAGUCCUCCUCUUCCUCUCUAAUAUUGAGUAUGGAACUGCUAUUGAUCAAUGCAGGACAGAGGUAAACAUACAAGGUAUGGCUCUCAAGCGAUCCGUCUUUAAAAGGUGGUCGGUAACGGCUCCACAUCUCUGCGAUGUGAAAUGUGGACAAGAGAUCACGUGCCAGAGCUAUAACUACAAUAGGAAAUACAAGAUAUGUGAACUAAAUAACCGCACCAAGGAGGCAAGACCGGAAAAUUUCCUCUUAGCACCAGCAUGGUUUUACAUCCGGCGAUUGAACGGCAGAGGUAAGUAGGCAGAGAUCCGCGUGCAAUGUAUUUUCCUCAUUCAGACUCUUAUCAGCAAUACUCUCUAUGUGAAUAUGAAAGCGAUCUUCGCAGUUAUGAACACUACUUACGCAGUGGGGAAAAGAAGGCCUGAAAAAAAUUCAGGCUUGUAUUAUAUAUGACUGCUUUCAUAUUCACGUCUUUAUCCGCAGUCAAAUAUAUGACUUUCGUAUAAUCACAGCCAUUUAAUACUCUCUAUCCUUGGCCAACCCUGUCUCUUCUUGGAUUAUCAUUGCCCAUUUUGUGCUUCUUUCUCUUGUGUACUCUACUUCAAAUUGAAGGUAGAUUUGCAGCCAACAAAAUACUCAUUAGAGAGAAAUCGUUGUAUUUUUACCAUUAUUGUUAGAAAUACGAUUGUCAUUACCCUUGCAAUCGUCAACCUUCUCGGUCUAGUUCUUAUUCGUGAUACUUUUCUCAUUUCUGUUAUGUGGGUUUUUCAUUUACUUUAUUGCUGUUCUGAGAUACAACGGAAAAAAUUUAUUCCGAAAACGUGAAGGAUAGAAAUUCUCCCUGCAUUUUCUCUCACUCAUCCCAGCUUCUCUCCUGAUAAAGUUUUCCCGCGGCCCUGGCUUAACUUACGACUGCACACAGCAAAAUCGCAUAAAACAUAUAACAAAACGUAAAGCAAAACUUUUAUUGCAGCUCCCUUGGGUUCUAUUCCUGAUUUACCAGCGUUGUCUUGUCACGAAAUAAAGGCGAGUGAAGGAAAAGACACUAUCAGCGGCAAGUACUGGCUGGAUCCAACCGGCACUGGGAAGGCAGUAUUAAUUUACUGUGACAUGAUUAACGAGGGUAAGUAGCAGUCUGUGAACAGGUAGCUUUAAGCGUUUUGUUUUAGUUUUGGUUUCUUCUUUUUCAUUUGAUUUGGGCCAGUUUCAAUUUCUUUUGUUUCUCUUCGGUUUGAACCAUUGCUUCUCCCCUGCAUUUUAGAUAUGGACGAAUGCAAAGGAGACAACCAUGACUGCGACCCGAAUGCAAACUGUACUAACACUUAUGGUUCCUUUAAGUGUACAUGUAUGGAAGGGUACACUGGUGAUGGGCACUCAUGUGCGGGUAAACUUUCCUUUAUUAAUCAAGAAGAUGAAAGCGCUUGCUUCGUUGUUUCCUGUCUUUCUUCCGUUCUUUCUUGCAUGCUUUCGCUUGCUUGCUAAGUUUCCCUCUUCCUAUCUUUCUUUAUUUUCACCUUUCCUUCCGCCUUUCUCUCCUCUAUUUUUUUAUUCCUUGUUUUCUCUGAUUGCACCGCUUUGACUCCGUAGAUGUUUACGAGUGUAUAAGAAACCAUUCUUGUCAAAUAAAUAGCAGCUGCACAAGAAUCAGGGGAUCACGAUUUUGCGCUUGUCAGGCUGAGGUAGUUACUGAUGGAAGAAACUGUACAGGUACUAUGUUUUUCUUUGGUUUAUGUGAAUUUAUAUUCACCUAAGAGUUUACUUUCAUCGCUACCGUUAGGAUCUAAGGGUGGUGGUGGGGAGUGGCUGUUUCCGCAGGCCUCUGAUGGCCGACAGCCCCCUGAUUGGUUGGAUUAGGAUGGAGGCUGGAGGGAGAAACCUCGUAGCUGUUCGCGGUCCAUAAAGUGCAGUAACGGUGUCAACGGAAAAUUGUCAUCAUAUCACGUAGUUUUCUUACGAUGCCGUUUGUCUUAUUUUAUUUUAGAAAGAGAUCGGACAAUGAUGUUCCCACAGUGCUACAACUUUCCCGAAAAACGUUUAAUGAAUCAUGUUAUCCAUAGCGCAAACGUAAAGAACUUAGAUGACUGCGUACUUUUUUGUUACCUGAACGACAGCUGCGUCAGUCUAAACUUCAAGAAAAAUGCAGAGUAUGGAGAAAUAGGUUAUAUCUGUGAAGUAAAUAAUGCCACUCAUCUUGAAUAUGAAUUCGAUCUGAUAACUGACAAGGAUUUUUAUUAUCACGGUUCGAAG